This is a messenger RNA of Erpetoichthys calabaricus (reedfish), 1746 nucleotides long. RefSeq names its product perilipin 6 (gene plin6). The coding region runs from base 80 to 1300 and encodes 406 amino acids. NCBI's taxonomy places the organism in Eukaryota, Metazoa, Chordata, Cladistia, Polypteriformes, Polypteridae. Gene Ontology annotation, cellular component: lipid droplet; cytosol. The transcript is spliced from 8 exons. Gene Ontology annotation, biological process: positive regulation of triglyceride storage; lipid storage. The record is from RefSeq and is a predicted model, not a curated record.
CUGGUAAAACCAACAUCUCACCGAGACAACUGGAGCUUAAACAGCUUUACAACAACUUACAGGAAGCAAGUUUAUAGAGAUGACAGAUUCGAAGAACAAGUACAGUAACCCAAAUGCGGUUGAUCGGGUUACCAGCCUGCCCCUGUUCAGCACAACACUACGGCUUGUGGCAUCAGCCUACAUAGAUGUGAAGAGCUUCCAUCCUCUUAUGAGCUCUGUGUUCAGCAUAGCAGAAAAAGGAGUCAAGACAAUGACACAAGUGGCCACUGAACAAGCCACACCUCUCCUGGAGCGACUGGAGCCUCAAAUCACGGCUGUAAAUAUUUAUGCUUGUGAUGGGCUCAGCCAGUUGGAAGAGAAGUAUCCAGUCCUCAAUCAGACUGCAGAUGAGCUGGCAGGCCACUUGAAAAGUGCUUUCUAUAUUACCUUGGACAACCUGCAGGAUCAACUCAACAGCAAGAUCGACAGUGCAUUGGUCCAAACCAAUACAGCAUUAGAAACAACAAAAACAACUGUAAUAUCUCGGGUCAACACUCUGUUGGGCUCAAGGUUUGGCAAGGCAUUGGUCUUGGGACUUGACAGCGUACUCACAUUGUCCGAGGAGCUGGUUGAUUAUUACCUUCCUGCCACUGAGGAAGAGCUUAAACAUCUGUCACUGAUGAGUUCCAGAAACUUUGUGGUUACUGAAGAGGAUGAAGAUGAGGGUCCAUAUCUCCAGGAUCGAGUCCAAAGUUUGAUUGUGCGUAUGCAUCUCAGAAUGUUUCAUCAGGGAGUGCUCAUCUGGAAGGAGCUAAAGCAACUGGGACUACUUCUCAGAUAUUAUACUGGGCAGAUGGAUUCCUCUCAGCUCUUUAAUGCUCUCCAUGCAUUGGCAUUCAGGAUCCUGAGAAUGUAUGCUGCGCUGAUCAACAAAGUACAGUCCCAACAGCAACUGGCCCUCUUACAGCUCUCCAGCUUAAUUCAGGCACUCGCUUCCUUGUGGCCACUCCAUCCAGUGCUCUCUUUGGCAGGAGAAGCUCAGGCCUUCCUGGCUCUAGUGGUCAGUGAUUUGUACAACCUUAGCAUGAUCCUCCUACAGCUUCUCAUCAACACCACACCGCUAUAUGAUCUGGCCAGCUUUACUGUGCUCCGCUGGGAAGUUGGGAACAGGACUUUGACGACUGCUUCUGGUACUCAGUUAUCCAUAAUCCUGCGUUUUGGUCUGAUAGCAUGGCAAGAGUUGUACUCCCUUUUUCUAGGCUUCAAAGAGGCAUCAGAAACAGAUCAACUGCUUCGACGCGAGAGUGUGGCAUUAACUUAGCUUGGUGAGCUUGGUCACCUGCAUGGUUUGUGGCAUCCCACCAAUGACGCAUGCCGUCAGGUACCUGAGCUCAACAGAGGAAUUCAAGGAAUGACUAAUGACUUCUGUGCUGAGAGGGAGAGGUUCCUCAAAUUUCUUUUACUUACUCAAAUUUCACUUACUUUCUCUUGCCUAAUGGGUAGAAUGCCAGAGAACUGAUUACUGCAGAGAUUAAUCUUUAGCCAUGUACACUAUGACGUUAAAAUGCUUUGCAUUCCAGGACAGUAAUGGGGUUGACGGUGUGUGUAAAUUGUGGGAUUGGCAAAUGGCAUUUGAGUUUCGUAUUGAUUUGCAUGCAUAUUUUUAAGAUACCACUACUGUUUUAAGUCAGCUAAGGCCUAAAAUUCAAUCCUGGCCUUGGUCAGAUGUUUGGGGGAACAGGGUUGAUUAUAGAUAUAGGAGCACAA